Messenger RNA from Mesorhabditis belari, 504 nucleotides. The record is from the annotation of a GenBank genome assembly. NCBI's taxonomy places the organism in Eukaryota, Metazoa, Nematoda, Chromadorea, Rhabditida, Rhabditidae.
AUGAUGCAAAUGGAAGAUGAUCUCAAGAAGACCGAUUAUUUUCGAAUUGGUUUAUGGAUUCUUGCAGGCCUUCAAUUCCUCACUUACAGUAUUCUCGUCUAUCACAUUUCCAUCGUUUAUGCGUACAAAAUUCAGAGCCCAAGUGUUGAGAUUGAUAUUAUCGUGGGCCUCUUUAUGAUUUGGGUGAUGUUAUUGGUGGGCUGUCUCGUUUCAUUUCUUUUGCUAUUGGGAAUUCUCUUUAAUCGCAAACCGCCACUCAUUGUGAGCAUUGUUCAUAAGUGUCUUUUCUUGCCGAUUCUUUUCUUUGGCAUUUUCGCGCAACUUCUCGGACAUUUGGGUUUCACUAAACUCGACCAACCGCUAAUGGUCACCAUCUAUUUGUCAUCUUUUAUCCUUCUCUGCAUCAUUUCCCUUAUCUACGAGCUCAAAAACUACCAAAAUCUUCUUUUCACCGAGAAAAACCUCAAGAAUUACCGAUUCACGCAUAAAUUUGUCGUUAAUGUG